This is a messenger RNA of Phodopus roborovskii (desert hamster), 1248 nucleotides long. RefSeq names its product olfactory receptor 6C75. Gene Ontology annotation, biological process: G protein-coupled receptor signaling pathway. The transcript is spliced from 2 exons. Gene Ontology annotation, molecular function: G protein-coupled receptor activity; olfactory receptor activity. Lineage: Eukaryota; Metazoa; Chordata; Mammalia; Rodentia; Cricetidae. Bases 1 to 1248 code for a protein of 415 amino acids. Gene Ontology annotation, cellular component: membrane. The record is from RefSeq and is a predicted model, not a curated record.
AUGUUGGGUGUGGUGGCUCAUGUCUGUACUCCUAGCACUCGGUUGGAUAAUGAAGAAAAGGGAGAUUUCUGUGUGAUCACAGCCAGCCUGAGCUACAGAGCAAGACCCCCUUCUCCUAAAAACACAACAAACUCCAUAGAAACAGAACUACCAAUGAUUCAGCAGUUCUUCUGCAAUCCUGAAGAGAUCUGGUUAGCACACUACAAAGAUGUCUGCAUGUGCUUGAUUGUCAUAGCAGCAAUGGAAAGUUUAUGGAAUCAUCGUAGAUAUCUAUCAGAAGAUGAGUGGCACAUCAAAGAAGGAGUACGGAUGGAGACAAAGAAUGAGACAAUGGUCCUGGCAUUUGUGCUGGAGGGUUUCCAUGUGGCUCAGCACCUGGGCAAGGUCCUGUUCUUGGUGCACCUGCUGGUGUAUCUGGCCUCAGUCGCAGGAAACACACUCAUCAUUGCCAUUACUUGGACUGAUCCUCACCUGCAGACCCCUAUGUACUUCUUCCUCAGAAGCUUCUCCUUCUGUGAGUGCUGUUUCAUCUCUACUGUGAUCCCCAAGCUGCUAUCUAUCUUUCUUUUUGGAGACAGAGCAAUUCAUUUCACUCCUUGUAUCAUGCAAGCGUUUUUCUUUUUGUUUCUUGGGUCAACGAUUUUCUUCCACAUGGCUGUGAUGUCCUUGGAUCGCUACCUGGCCAUUUGCAAGCCUCUGCACUACCCAACCAUCAUGAACCCCAGGGUCUGUUUCCUUCUGGUUUUCUUCAGCUAUGUGAUUUCCUUCAUCCUAAUAACUGGUUUAAUUCUGAAGCUUUCCUGGUUGUCUUUCUGUGGCUCCAAUGUCAUCCCCCAUUUCUUCUGUGACCUUGGCUCCUUAAUUCAUCUCUCCUCCUCAGACACCCAGUCUCUUGAAAGAAUGGCAUUUGGCGCUGCAUUGUUUGUCCUUUUCACAUCUGUCAUUACAGCUGUAUUUGCAUAUAGCAACAUACUAAUCUCAAUAAUGCACCUUCCAUGUGCCAAGGAUAGACAGAAAGCUUUCUCCACCUGCUCAUCCCACCUCAUCGUCCUCUCUCUAAUGUAUGGUAGCUGUGUAUUUAUAUAUGUGAAACCAAAGCAAACAAGUAGGCUAGAAUCCAACAGAGAGGCUGCUCUUGUGAACACGGUGGUGACACCACUUCUGAACCCUGUCAUCUACACCCUGCGCAACAAGCAGGUCCACCAGGCUCUGAGGAAUGCACUGUCCAGGGUGAACUUACAGAAAUAG